AACUAUCACUUGCACAUGCGCAGGCUGAUCAUGUUUUCUGUCACCGAUCGUCUUGUAAAAGGCAGCGGAGCAGUGUGGGUUUUAAAUCUGCGUUGAUUCCUUCAUUUUUACGUUUGUACCUAUUCGUUUAGGUGUGACAAACUAAACUUUAUUCGUUCUUCGUGUCAGAAUGAACUAAACUCAGUGAACUUUGAAGCUUCUUCGGCGAACUUAACUCGCAACUUAGCUUAGCUUGUUAGCUGCUAACAAAAUACACCCGGAAGUUAUCAACACAUCGCUACGCAAAAUGCUGAGAGUGUUGGUUAAUUAGCGACUAACUGCGGCUGUGGGAGAAAUAUUUGUAGUGUUAUAAAGAAAGAUAGCAGAGUACGAGGGGGAACUUUCUCCAACAAAAGAGGAGAACUCGCGACAACGUCAACUACUGGACGCUGUUUUCAAGAAGCAUCAAGUUGUGUUACACAGAACAGACGUCUGUGAAGAACAUCUUCAUUCUGAGCAACAGGAGUGGACCUCCAGGAUGGCGCAGGAGAAACCACAGCCCCCUCACAUUAAAAAUGAAGAGGAGGAGCCACAUCUUACCCUCAUUAAAGAGGAAAAUGAGGAAUUAAAGCCCCCGCUCUUUAAAGACGAAGAUGAGGAACACCGUUUCAGUCAGAAUGAAGAGCAUCAUGAAGGACUGGAGGAGGUUGAUGUCCCCAAGAUGCCAUUGACUGGUGUCAUUGUGAAGAGUGAAGAUGAUGAGGUCAAAAGUGAAAGUGAGGAGAAGAGAGAGGCGGAGCCUCCAAGCAGCAGCUCAACUCAACACAUGACAACAGAAGCUGAUGGAGACCACUGUGGAGGAUCACAAGCAGACAAGCUCUUAGCUCCACUAUCAGAUAGUGAUGACACAACGUCACACUCUCCUCACACUGAUGAUGAAGACUCUGAAGCUGAUACAACAUGUCACACUGACAACACACACUUUAAAUGUUCUCACUGUGGCAAAACUUUUAAUCACCGUCGUAAUAUGAAAACACACAUGAGAAUACACACUGGUGAAAAACCCUUUUCCUGUUCAAGAUGUGGUAAGUGUUUUACACAGAAUAAUCAUUUGAAAAUACACAUUAGAACGCACACUGGAGAAAAACCUUUCAUCUGUUCAAUCUGUGCUAAAGGUUUUACACACAGUAUCAAUUUGAAAACACACAUGACAACACACACUGGCGAAAAGCCUUUUAUCUGUUCAGUCUGUGGUAAAGGUUUUGUACGAAAUACUGAUUUAAAAACACACAUGAGAACUCACACUGGUGAAAAACCUUUUGUCUGUUCAAUCUGUGUUAAAGGUUUUACGCAAAAUAAUGAUUUGAAAGCACACAUGAGAACACACACUGGUGAAAAACCUUUUAUCUGUUCAAUCUGUACUAAAGGAUUUACACAAAAUACUCAUUUGAAAACACACAUGGCAACUCACACUGGUGAAAAACCUUUUAUCUGUUCAAUUUGUGUUAAAGGUUUUGUACGAAACGGUGUUUUGAAAAGACACAUGAGAACACACACUGGAGAAAAACGUUUUAUCUGUUCAAUCUGUGCUAAAGGUUUUACACAAAAUAGUGAUUUGAAAGCACACAUGACAAUACACACUGGUAGAAAACCGUUCUCCUGUUCAAUCUGUGCUAAAGGUUUUGUACGAAAAGAUCUGUUGACAUUACACAUGAAAACACACACUGGUGAGGUAGUGUGAGUUGCAGUGUGUGAUGAAAAAUUCUCUUAAAAGUACCAGUGUAAGAAACACAAGUGAGAACAUCAGCAGCAAAUGAAGCUGCAGGACUUUAAAUAAACUGACAAAAUGUUGUUAACUUUGACUAUCUGACAACAUCGCCACUUGCAGUGCAUCAGGAAAUCACAGCGCUUCACUUUUCCCACAUUUUGUUUUGUUACAACCCUGAAUGGAAUAAAUUUGUUUUUUCCUCAGAAUUCUACAGACAAUAUGUUUUUUUUGCUAAUUUAUUCAAAUAAAAAAC
Molecule: messenger RNA, 2000 nt
Organism: Nerophis lumbriciformis (worm pipefish)
Lineage: Eukaryota; Metazoa; Chordata; Actinopteri; Syngnathiformes; Syngnathidae
Biological process (GO): regulation of transcription by RNA polymerase II
Molecular function (GO): DNA-binding transcription factor activity, RNA polymerase II-specific; RNA polymerase II cis-regulatory region sequence-specific DNA binding
Source: RefSeq, a predicted model, not a curated record